This is a messenger RNA of Pseudomassariella vexata, 906 nucleotides long. RefSeq lists its product as uncharacterized. The coding region runs from base 1 to 906 and encodes 301 amino acids. NCBI's taxonomy places the organism in Eukaryota, Fungi, Ascomycota, Sordariomycetes, Amphisphaeriales, Pseudomassariaceae. The transcript is spliced from 3 exons. The record is from RefSeq and is a predicted model, not a curated record.
AUGACAUCUCAAAGCUUCGGGCGCUCAGAUACGAGACGCGACAAACAGUAUCACAAACAUAAUGUGUAUCUCACGAUCGUUCCUGAGCUUCUGCGUAACGAAAUUCCCUCGAGCGGCAUAAUGGGGUACAUCGUCACACAACCAACGCUUGCACAUAACGGCAAAGCCAUCCUCCCUCUUCAGGGCUCGCCAAAUCAGGAAGAGGGCAGCAGGCAGUGUGUCAAUGCAGCCAGUGGGGUUGCAAGGGUCAUACGCGGCACGCUUUUAAGGCCGCGGGAAGGAUUAUUGCGCUCGGUUGUCAGCGCAACUAGGACUUGCCCAAAGCACCAGCCGAGCAAGAGCGAGGCUAACCAAGGCAUCUUGGAUAUAGCUGAUAUACCACUGGCAUCUAUUCGUAGACCACCAGACAAGUUAGAUCGGUCCCUGUAUCUGGUUAGGUUCUUCCAUGAAGACUGGGUCAGUGCAACCUUGAUAGACCAGGGACGAAGUCAAGGACCAGGAUUAGCAGAUGAACGGCGAAAUUCGCCAAUUAAUCUUCUGGAAAUCUUGCCGUCACCGCAGUGCCAAUUUUGUCUUUGGCACGUUGAAUGCCUGCACCACGUCAUCGGCGAUCGCAGAGGCAACAACAACAUGACAGGCGUGUUCGUCGUAGUCGGCUCGGGAACGAAGUCGAUUACGAACGCUGUUAUAAGGGUAGAGAGACCUGGCCACGUAGGAUGCGAUAUGCAAGUUUGGCAGAUGGGGGGCCAACGUCAAAUUUUGAAGACGCGUGAGCUGUCGUUUCAGGCAGUGGUGGAUGAGUUGCCUAUAACCGCCGACGUUAGUUCGGCCUUCGCGGCACAGUCCGCCUUGGACUCAGUAGAAUGUGGCAGAGCAGCUGCCAUUGGCUGGAUCGGUCCUCUGUAG